CACAGUUAGCUGGUGCCUUGCAGUGUCGUCGAGAAGUCGAAGGUCACUGGAGAGCCUCAGAAUAGAGUUGGAGCAGAGCAAGCACAAAAUGAAGCAGGUCAAUGGUAGCCACCAGAGGGCGCCGACACUGAGGGGCCUGGAGAGAAGAGUGGAGGGUUCUGGAAAGAGCACUGGACACAUAGAGCAACUGUGGAUGAAUGAGAUGAAGGGGAAAAAAGACAUCUCUGGCAGCACAGAGAGGUCAAGGAGCCUGUGCAGACUUCCAUCAGAUUACACUGAUGCUGUUUUAAAUGGUUCCUCCCAACCUUCUAUUACUGCCCCAAUAGAAUCUACUCCUCAGAGUAAAACUCCAGCAUUAAUUUUAGACCAGCAAAACAACAUAACCAACUCCAUUAAAGACAAGAAAGUGGAGCAUUCACUCCCACAAACAUGCACUUCUUCGGUUUUAGAUGUGACAAAUAAAAUCAGCAGAACGAGGACGCAGGAGGAUUUCCCAUCAGGACUCAGGUCGCUGAGGCUUCAUGGAGGCUCCAGGCGGAACUCCCUGCUUCGCUGGUGCCAAUGCAGAACUCAGGGCUACAAGAAUAUUGAAAUCACCAAUUUCAGCAGUUGCUGGGUGGACGGUUUGGCCUUUUGUGCCAUUUACCACAGUUACCUCCCCUCUCACAUACCAUAUAGCAGACUCAGUCCAGAAAACAAGAAAGAAAACCUCACUCUAGCGUUCCAGACUGGAGAAGCAUUUGGAAUCUCAACAUCACUGACAGUGGAGGAGAUGCUGAAAGACGAUGCACCAGAUUGGCACAGAGUUCUGGAAUAUGUUGAGAGCAUCUACCGCCAUUUUGAGAUGUGAGAAUCUGGAGAUUUACACAUCUUGAUUAUUUACGGUGAUCACGAAUGAUUAUGACCAUGGGAAGUGUACCUGUUGGACUGGGAUCAGAUUUUAAAUUACUAAGAGGAUAGUAUUUUUAAGAGCUGGUUAGCAUGACAUGCUAACUGUGCCAUAUGUUUCGACUUCUCGCAAACAACAAAUGAGUUGCUCGUUUCACUAUAUUAUAUUGAAGUGCACUUAAAAGUGGACUAAAGACUUGUGACGGUGUGCUUUCUUGAUACGCCAUUAGUCAAUCAGCAUUUACAGUACAAGUGAUUACACCAGAAAAUGUGUGCUUUGAACUGAGAGCAGUUUCGGAGAUGUACCGGAAUGAUUGUUGAUUGUUGUUCAUCCUCUUUGAGUAUUAAAGACCUUCUGAGGAAUUCCUGAAGAAGAUCAGAGUGUCUAUGAAUUGGUAGAGUCUGUCAAAGCUUUUUAUUGCUGCUUUCUGCCCUCUGUUGGUCUUCAUACGGGAUUGCAGGUUUCAUUUUUUUAUUUUGUUUCUUUCAUUCGUGUUCAUAAAGGAGUAAAUUUACUACAGUGUGAAUCGCAGAGCACAGAAAUCUUUACUCCUGUAUGUUUGCCAUGUUUUAUUUGCCGUGGUGUUAAAUGCAGCUCUAAUAUCCCGGUUAGUUUUUGUUGUUGUUGUUGUUAUUUUUGUUCCAACUCUGAUAACCUGACUUUAUCCUUCGUGAAAAGUAUUAGAAAAUAAAUUUCCAAAUACAGAAAGCAUUUAAUAAAUAAACAUUUUUAUUUAUGCUA
Molecule: messenger RNA, 1630 nt
Organism: Danio aesculapii
Lineage: Eukaryota; Metazoa; Chordata; Actinopteri; Cypriniformes; Danionidae
Product: cytospin-A-like
Exons: 8
Coding region: 89-850 (253 amino acids)
Molecular function (GO): protein binding
Source: RefSeq, a predicted model, not a curated record